Messenger RNA from Pungitius pungitius (ninespine stickleback), 4527 nucleotides. It is a transcript of the gene lrsam1, whose product is annotated as leucine rich repeat and sterile alpha motif containing 1. NCBI's taxonomy places the organism in Eukaryota, Metazoa, Chordata, Actinopteri, Perciformes, Gasterosteidae. The record is from RefSeq and is a predicted model, not a curated record. Gene Ontology annotation, molecular function: protein binding. The transcript has 25 exons. The coding region runs from base 803 to 3007 and encodes 734 amino acids.
CUGUGUUUUUAGAGAAUGUGGGUUGUUGUUAUGCUAAAUGUUAGCUUUGUUAGCUUAUAUUGCUAACUAUAACGUUAGCCAGAGAGCCGAGUGGUCAUAGAGAAGAUGCUGUGGAGAUAGCUUUGGCUAAGCUAACGUUAUGCGGUCUACAUUUAGCAUUUACUAGCGUAAAGCUAGCUAGUUAACCUGCCUACAGCGGGCUAAUAUUUAUAUCGUUGCUACUAAGAGCUAACUACACUUUCAUUGGCAGCCUGACAGCGACUGUCAUAACACCCAAAGGGUUGGUACGGUAGCUUAACGUUUUAGUUUUCGCUUCUAGAUACAUAACGUAACUCACUAACGUAAUUCACGCAUUGUACGAUAACACCACAUUAUAACACGGGUAGAUGAAAUACAGUGCUCUGAUUGGUUGAGUCAAGAGGAAUACAUUAUUGGACGAUAAUGUACAGUUGCUGUUUACAUUGACACGAACGUUCCAUAUCACUGCGCACUCAAAGUAACCGGUUAGAUUUUGUGCGACCGUUAGUUGACAUUUUAGCUCGGUGGCGAUCGCUGGAACCCCCCGGAAAUCCCACAAAUGAUCGUUUUGAUGCAAUGCGAGCUUUUGCAACCGGACAACUAAGGUGGACCUAAUGAGCGAUGUGAAUUUGUGAGACGGCGCGAGACCCAAUGCUGUUUACAUGCAAGCUCUGUCCGUACCUUGCAACUUGUGCAUCAGUCAUCUGGAUUGGCACUUGUUGUAGUGGAGGGACGGGAGGGAAACCCAGCAGGCAGAGAGACGGUAGGAACAGCCAAACUUAGAAUGCCUCUGUUCUUCAGAAAGAGAAAACCCAGCGAGGACUCCCAGAACAGACUGCAAUAUCAGCUGUGCAGGUCAAAAGAGGCCGGUGCUGAUGACAUCCUGGACAUCUCAGCCUGUGAGCUCUCAGAAGUUCCCUCAAGUGCCUUUUCCAUUUGCAAGGUUCUGCAAAAGAAGGUUCUCAUCCUCCAUACCAAUGAGCUGAGGUCAUUGCUGCCCAAAGGAUGUGACAUCAGCACCCUUGCUGCUUUAAAGGUUUUGGAUUUGCAUGAGAACAAGCUCACUUCACUCCCAGAAGACAUUGGGAAGCUGGCAUCACUGCAGAUUCUGAAUGCGGAGAAGAACCACCUAAAGGCCCUGCCGGAAUCCAUCGGGGAUUUGCGGCUUCUGCAGACGCUCAAUUUGAAGGGUAACUGUUUGAGUGAGCUGCCAUCCUCCAUUGGUUCUUUGAGCAGCCUUCGCUCUCUGGACGUGAGCGACAACAACAUCGUCCAGCUUCCCAAGACUCUGGUCCACAUUCGUACCCUAGAGAGCUUUGCCCUUGAUGCUGCUAUGAUGUCCUAUCCACAUGCGUCCGUGUGUACAAAGGGCACCGAGAGCAUCCAGCGCUUCCUAUGCACUGAGCUGGGAGAAGAGUACUGCCCUCCAUCCCAGUACCUCCUGCCGGUGCUGGAGAACGAGUGUGGAAAACAGAACUCUGACUGUUUGGAUGGGCUGGAGGAGGCUUGGCAGAAUAAAUUCAGUGACUAUGAGAAGAGAAAGGAGGAGAAGCAGCAGGCAAAGCUGGCCUUUGAGUGGCACCUUGAGGAGAAGAAGAAAGAGCACACCCAGCUCAUACUCAUGAACACGUCCCGCAAGGAGAACAUCCUCCACUCAGUCCGACAGGAGCAGGAGCGUCUGGAGCUGGGGGUCAGCCAACAACAGAGAGCUCAGGAGGCAGAGAGGCUGCUGGUGCUGGAGAGAGUCCGACAAGCUGAGGGCGGCAUUAGUAGUCGCAUCAGCAACAUGCUGAUGGACAAGAACAGAAAGAAAAAAAGUGCAGAGUUUCUUCAAGCCAUGGAGGAAGAUCGGAUCCGUAUGGAGCAGCUGACUGCCAUCACACAGGAAGAAGCCAAUUCACUGAGGAAGAGGGAGGUGGCCAUGGCCAUGCAGAAGAUGCUGUCGGACGGCUGUGCUAUGAACCUCCUCCAGCAGGCCAAUGACUUCCGCAGACGGAGCAUGGCCUCUGAGGCCCAUAGAAGCAUGGAGAACAUGGAUAGGAAGUUUGACAAGAUGCUGUCCCUCCAAGUGUUGGACAAAUCUAAAGCCGUUGCACACAUCCUACAGGAGGAGGAGAUCCAGAAAGCAGCGUUUCAGGCCCUGCAGCUGCAAAAAGACGCUGUGCACGGCUACAUCCGCAACCAGAUCAAACUCAUAGAGGGUGAAUUAAUGCAGCUGACUAGAUUGGAGAUUAAAAGACGCAAUCUGGAUGCUGAGAACCUGCAGGAGGUUCUGGUGGAGCAGCGAACAUCUCUCAGUGAUUUGUUGCGACAGCUGCUGAAGCAGAGAGACCAGAGAGAGCAGGAGCUGCACCAGGUUCUGGCGGAGAUGGAGCGGAAAUCUGAGUCCAACCAGCAGAACUACUGGAUGAUCCACUACCAGAGACUGUUGGACGCAAAGCCUCUAUCGCUGCGCAUGCAGGAAGCAGGUGUUGAGAAAGAGUUGGUCAACCUGAUAUGCAAAUUGUCAGCUCAGCACUACCUGCCAAUCCUGGCUCAUCAUCGAGUGACAACUGAGGCUCUUCGUCACAUGACCUCCUCUGACCUCCAGAAGAUUGGCAUUAAUGAAAUUGGAAUCCAAAAUACUAUUCUGAACUGGGCGCUUGAACGCUACCCUGAAGGAGCCUGUAAGGCCAUCCAGCAGGAUGAGGAGGCGGAGGUCAGUUCCACUGCUCUGUCCCCUUGCUCCCCUCAGUUGCUUCCCAGCACCUCCACCUUCCAGAUCCCCAGCCCACCCCUCACCCCAGGGACCCCCAUCACCCCCUCAGCCCCCAGCCCAGUGGAGGGACCAGGGAGCUCAGAGUGUGUUGUCUGCAUGGAGACCGGGUCUCAGGUCAUCUUCCUGCCCUGUGGUCAUGUAUGCUGUUGUCAGAUCUGCAGCGAGGCUCUGCAGAACUGCCCUCUGUGUCGUAGCAACAUAUGCCAGCAAAUACGCCUCUACCACAGCUAGGGACCAGUGCACUGUGCUGCAUCGCCCUUUAUUUAUGCAUGAUCACACGGUGGCUGUGAGUAGGCUUUGGCAGGUUUCAAAAGCGCUGAGUCACUUUCCUGUAUUAACCAAUCAGUACUUUGUGGUGCAUAUGCCUAUACAAAUCUGAACAGAAUAUCUUUCACUGGUGUUGUAUUUUUGUUUGUCAGUGUUGUCCAAGCCUGUUUUCAUUCUCUUGUUUUAAACUCACUAUUUUCCAAUGUUUGCAUUGCAUAUUAAGAGCAAAGCGGACUAGGCCACUCACUCUUUGGAUCUUUGUGCUCUUUGCCUUUAUAAUGUGUUUUAAAUUGAUGUGUGCCUUUUCCUGGGAAUCUCUUUUUUAUACAAUAUCAUGUGUCUGUAUAGUCAGCCACAGUGGUAUCUGUCCAAUACUCAUGUUAACAAAGCAUAAGGUAUUGAUUGUUACAGUCACUGACGCAACGUCCUUAUCCUACUCAUCCAGGCCUCCACCCUGCUCACUGGAAUCAAAGACAGUUUGAUGUGGAACUGACUUUGGCCAAGGUCAAAUAUGAGCUGCUGUAAACACCCCAGUUCCUCCUCCUCUGUAUUAUGUUGUAGAAAUGUGUACAUUAGCACCAUGUAACACUAUUUGCAGUCAAAAUAACAUUAUGCCAGUUAUUAGUCCUACUCAUAUUCAGUUGUGUAAUGUUUUCUGUGGCUGCAGAAGCAGCUUUCUAAAGUCACAGUAAACAAAUAUGCGUGAGCUCACAUUCAGAGACUACAGAUUUUGAAGAGAAGCCAUGGAUCACAAAGAGGGAGCACAGAGUUUAUAAAACGACUCAUUAAAAGCACUAUUGAUUUGUUAGAGGGAUCUACGGUGAUUUUGGAGCUUGCAAAAAUGAGGGUGUCUCAGCCUCUCAUACAUACAUUUUGGCCGUUCUUUUCUUAAUGUCUUUUGCAUUAUUCCCAGAGCAUUAUAAAGGUAAAUGAGGCUGAAAGGUGCUCACCCGGUGGACUCCCCUUUUCAAAUCAAUUUGGACACAAGAUCGGAUAAUGAAAUAGGUCCAACCAUUUGUCCUAGUCGGGCUGUAGCUCAGCACAUUCUUCUAUAUUAGCCAAACAAAGUUACAGUUGAUCUAACAACCAAACCCUGCUGUCCAGCUUGGCCUUCACAGACUCUUAGGGGUCAAGGCUCCCUGGGCACAUGAUCUGCACCCAACCUGUCCCACCUGUCUCUGAUCUAUCUACUGAUCCAUUUCUUAUUUGAAUCGCUGAUGCAUAUGUAUGAACUAUCAUUAGCUCACCUGUUUGUAGCCAUCACUAAUGCUAUUAUACUAUCAAGUGCUCUUAACUCUGACAUCCCAGCAUGUAUCAGGAAUUAUCUUUACUUACUGUAUAUGACUGUUAAAUGUAGUUAGAUUUCACUGACUGGUGAAAAUGAUGUAUAUUUGCUGUACUCACUGUGUUGAUGUAAAGGCUUUGUGUUGCUGAAAGCGAUGCACUCCUCCUCCAGACAUGUAUGAAAUACAGUUACAGAAAGC